GAGAGCAGAGUGCCACACAGAGCAUCGCUGUGUGAGCGUGUCCCAGGUAGAAUUAUUGUUAUUCUAAGAUGAUCCUGCUGCUCGCUCUGCUUUCUGUUCUCUCUGGAGAACUGGGUCUGUGCCUGGAAGAGGAUGGAGGCUUCACCUUUGAUGGAGACAUCCGCCAAUUUGCCAUGACCUCCAACACACUUUACAUCGCCACAGAAGAGAGGCUGUACCAGCUGAGCCACGACCUGACUCUGAUCAACAGUCUGACCCAGAGAGGAAUCUUAAAGACCGGAAACCAGCAGGAUGAUGUGCAGUUUUAUCGGGUUUCUGACACAGCUGAGUGGAACGCAACUUUCAGCAUCAACGUGUUGUUGCCUUUCACAAAGAAUGACUCUCUGAUUAGCUGUGGUGUGACUGACGAUGACUGCGGUCACUGCGAGGUUCUGGACCUAAAGAACAUCUCCAACCUUCUGUACAGAGAACAGAUCCAGGUGGGGCCUCUGAAGAGCAGCAGCAGGUCAGUCAGCUUUCUGGUGGAUGUGAAGAAGAAAACUCAGACUGACACUUACAUUCUGACCGCGAUCCAACAAAACAAAGAACAGUAUGAAAACGACAAGUGUGGUAUUAAUCAGCAGACUGUCAACCUUCAAGAUACAGAUAACAAACAGGGUGGAGGUAUAUUUUCUCUAACUGAUGGCGCUUCAGGCACACCUGGGAUCAAAAGUAAAGGUGAUGUGGAGUUUGUUGACGGGUUUCAGAUUAAAUCAACCAUCUAUCUGUUCUCCAACGUGCUCUCAGCUCAAACAAACAGAGUCCGUCUCAUUUGGCUCGAAGGCGAAAAAAGCAAAACUGAUACACUCAAGUCUCUGCGGGGCGCGACUCUCAGUGUCUCUGACAGUGAAAGCAGCAGACUCGUGGCCUCCUCGGUCAUCCCGGGGGAGCAGCCGGUGCUUUGGAGCGGCGUGUUCAGUGUGGAUGGAGGAGACACCAACACCGAGCUGAUGGUGUUUGACAUCAGCCCUGAUUACAGCAGGAACACCGACAGAGAUCCAGACUUCUACACCUCUGUGCCAUCAGAAGUGACGCCAAAGAUCCUGAAACCAAAGGCAGUCAUCGUCAGGCAAAGCUACAUGACCUCAGUGCUGGCAGUGAGGCAGAAUGCCUGGAUGGUUUUCUACAUUUGGACAGAAGAUGGGCUGCUCAUUAAGCUGUCUGUGGACAGGAAUUAUCACGCUGCCUGUCCCACGGUGCUCUACAGGACCAGUGAUGACCGCAAAGUGUUUCUCAAAUUACAUCUGGAUCCAGUGGAUCAUAAACAUGUGUAUGUGCCAUUUAGAAACCAGAUGAAGCGAGUUCCUGUGUCAAACUGCAGCAUGUACACAAAUGUGCAGGAGUGUUGGUCUGCACAGGAUCCAUACUGUGGUUGGUGUGGCUCUAAAAGCAGCUGCACAUUUGAAGAUGACUGCACAGAUUUGGACUGGCUGUCCAUUCCUGAUGAGUCCCAACACAAAAUGAUUUCCCACAAAGUUGAAAAGGACACAAACGGACAGAUCUCACUGAAAAUCCACACACACCUGACUGUGAGCCAGAAAGUGUCGUCUGACUUCACCUGCCAGUUCUCUGCAAUUUCUGGCCACCUUUGUAUUGGGAAUAACCCUCCACGGUUCCCCCAAUGCACCUGCUACCUGUCUGAUCACACACUUCCUCCUGAUGGCCUGCAUGUCACAGUAAAGUUUAGAUUUGGAAAAAUACUCCUGUUAGAACAAGUGAAAUUAACCAACUGCUCUGACAUCCAUGGACCUCCAAAUUCUAUCUUGUGUCAGCAGUGUAUCAAGGCUGGUUGUGGUUGGAGCAGAAACAGCUGUUCCUGGGCUAACCAAGGAGAGACUGAUGAAAGUGUUUGCCAAAAGUUGGAGUCUGGGAAGAACUUUUCUAUCCCAGAGAUCUUCUCCAUCACUCCCAAUGUGGUGUCGUUAUAUGGCACAAACCAUGCUGUGUUAUUAGGUCAUAACCUUGGUGAUGUGUCAGGAGUGAGGAUCCAGACGCACGCUGACUGUCCUCCAAAAGAGUCUCCUGUUUGGGACAACACUGGUGUCAGUGUGACGUUCCACAUUCCCAGCACAGAUAUCAAAGGUGUGGCCAACGUAUGCGUUCUCCUCCCAGAUGGUAGUUGCCACGGCGAAGCUAACAUCACAUACUUGUCAUCACCAUCCUGUACAAACGCUACUCCAAGCAGCAGCUGGAUAAGUGGGAACAGGAAGAUCACAGUCAGAGGGUCCCACCUGAAGUUUGUUGAAGGCGUUGUACACAGCCAUGCCAUGCAGGAAGUCGCACUUCCUAAAAACAGCAGCUAUCAGGUGAGUCUCACCUAUGACUCACCUUCAGCUGAAAACAGUCCUGGGAUUUCUAGCAGCACUGUGUUUUUGAAAGUAGCUAAUCAAACCUUGGCCUGCUCCACAAACAUGUCCUACUAUCCAGACCCUGAGUUUAUCAGCUUCACAGCCACAAGAACAGGAAACAGUGUUCGCAUCACUAUACGGAAAAAGGCAGACAAACUGGAGAUGACAACAACAGAAUUAUCAGUGUGGGGCGUUCAAGACAGUAAGGAAUACUGCUGCAUCGUGGAAACAAACAAAACCAGUGAUGAGACUCACUCUUUCACUUGUGAGGUUAAAAACCCACCCGACGUGGAAUUUCAGCUGUUGUUGAUAAAGUAUGGUAACAGGACCGUAAGCCUCAGUAAGCCUCAGCCUUCAUCACAUCUUCUAUUGCUGCUUUUGCUGUUGAUACCCUGUGUUAUUGCUGUGCUGGUGUUUAUGUAUCUGUGGAGGAAGAGACGUGCCACAGAAAUAACAUUUAAAGUUUCUUUCCUGUCUCUGCUGGCUGACUGACAAUCUUCACGGAGUUGCUGUACUAAAAGUUGAUUUUUCCAGUUGUUAUAUAUUUUUUGUAUUUUCAUAUAUUUUUCAUUAGUCAUAUAAACAUAAAACUAAUUAUGGCUUUUCUUGAAAUGUUGAAUUAUUUUGUUCAAGCAGUAUCCCAUUAAAGAUUUUUCUGAUAUCUA
This is a messenger RNA of Oreochromis aureus, 3052 nucleotides long. Its product is annotated as plexin-C1-like. The record is from RefSeq and is a predicted model, not a curated record. Lineage: Eukaryota; Metazoa; Chordata; Actinopteri; Cichliformes; Cichlidae. Bases 69 to 2879 code for a protein of 936 amino acids. Gene Ontology annotation, molecular function: semaphorin receptor activity; protein binding. Gene Ontology annotation, cellular component: semaphorin receptor complex. Gene Ontology annotation, biological process: positive regulation of axonogenesis; regulation of GTPase activity; negative regulation of cell adhesion. The transcript is spliced from 16 exons.